AUGCUUUUCUUUGCCAGUCCGAUCGGGAGAAAGCUGUUUAAGAUGAAGUUGAAGCCUUAUAUUCCAGAUUUCAAAUUGGCUUUCGAACAUUUCUGCAUUCACGCUGGUGGAAAAGCAGUGUUGAACGAANUGGCUUUCGAACAUUUCUGCAUUCACGGUGGUGGAAAAGCAGUGUUGAACGAACUAGAGAAAAACCUGCAGCUAUCGAAUUGGCACAUGGGGCCUUCGAGAAUGACACUUCACCGAAUUGGUAACACACCGAGCAGCUCUCUUUGGUGCGAAAUGGCAUAUUCAGAGGCCAGAGGGAGGAUUAAGAGGAGACAGUACAUGGCAGAUAGCCAUUGGAUCUGGGUUCAAAUGUAA
Fraxinus pennsylvanica is the source of this 363-nucleotide messenger RNA. Lineage: Eukaryota; Viridiplantae; Streptophyta; Magnoliopsida; Lamiales; Oleaceae. The record is from the annotation of a GenBank genome assembly.